Molecule: messenger RNA, 1212 nt
Organism: Aspergillus puulaauensis
Lineage: Eukaryota; Fungi; Ascomycota; Eurotiomycetes; Eurotiales; Aspergillaceae
Product: alpha/beta hydrolase
Exons: 2
Coding region: 1-1212 (403 amino acids)
Molecular function (GO): hydrolase activity
Source: RefSeq, a predicted model, not a curated record
AUGGUAGCCCUCCCAACAACUGCAGUGGUCGCCGAGCCACUAGAUCUCUUCGAAUGGCUGUCUCUGCUCUGGCGGCUUCCUGUGCUGGUCAUCCAGUUCGUGGGCAAUCUAGCUUCACUAUUCCUAUCGCCCCGUGAAGUCUCCCAACUGGGGCUGCGCCAGAAGCUCUCGCUCGCAUACUUAAAGACCCACGCAACCGUCUUCUCACUCAAGCAGCAGGCCCUCCCACGGAGUAUCCUGUCCGGGCCCAGGAUCCAGAAGUACUGUCGCUGGUAUAAACUACCGCACAGAGCCGUUGCCAUUCCUCUAAACGGUGCAGGUGGGGGUGCAACUCUUGACACCGGCCCAGGAAGCGACAUCCCCAGCCCCGUGCUCCAUUUCGUCACGCCCCGUACCGCACAGCCGGGCGGACCAACGCUCUUCUACAUCCACGGCGGCGGGUACCACGACCCGAUCAUCGAAGACGGGCAUCUCCCUUUUGUUCUCCGCUGCGCGAAAUCAUGUAACGCAGCCCAGGUCGUGUUCUUGGAGUACUCGCUCGCGCCCGAGCACCCAUACCCAAGCCAACUCGUCCAGGCCAUCGCCGGGCUGCGAUAUCUGCUCGAAAAAGAGUCACUCAAGCCAGAGAACCUUGUUCUUGGCGGCGACAGCGCAGGAGGACAUCUAACGCUGAGCCUGCUAGCUCAUAUUGCCAACCCAUCUCCAUACGCUCCACCACUCGACCUGCACAACGGCAGGUUCAAGGCUGCGAUGCUCGUUUCACCCUGGGUGACCAUGACGGAGGAACAGACUCGGGCUCUCUCGGAGUCGAAACACGACUAUGUCCCCGUCCAGCGUGUUCCGUGGAUGCGGGACUUCUUUAAGCCUGCGGAGAGCGAGGUCUGGAGUAACCUCUGGCAGCCGCAAGACGCGGACACGGUUGCGAUGUGGAAGGGGCUGUUUAACCCUGGUGCGAUAUGUAAAAGGGCGAUUGUGGUGGCGGGGACUGAGGAGGUUCUGUUUGAUUCUUGUGUUGGCUUUGGUAGGGACUGCUUGGGGUGCGAGAGUGUGGUUGUUGAUGGGGAUGCUGGGAUUGGGCGUCUCAAGGAAUUGGACUUUGUUCUCGCGAUUGCCCCUGGCGAGGCGCAUGUGCAGCCGGGGCUUGAUGCGUUUCUUGGGUAUUAUCAGGGCCGUUCGAUGAGAGCGAUUUCGACGUUUUUGGAGGGUUGUUAG